This is a messenger RNA of Homarus americanus (American lobster), 3923 nucleotides long. RefSeq names its product proton-coupled folate transporter-like. The coding region runs from base 261 to 2357 and encodes 698 amino acids. Gene Ontology annotation, cellular component: membrane. Lineage: Eukaryota; Metazoa; Arthropoda; Malacostraca; Decapoda; Nephropidae. The transcript is spliced from 7 exons. Gene Ontology annotation, biological process: transmembrane transport. Gene Ontology annotation, molecular function: transmembrane transporter activity. The record is from RefSeq and is a predicted model, not a curated record.
CUUGUUUACCAGUCUAUGAACGUUUUGUAGUCUGCCAGUCUAUGAACGUUUUGUAGUCUGCCAGUCUAUGAACGUUUUGUAGUCUGCCAGUCUAUGAACGUUUUGUAGUCUGCCAGUCUAUGAACGUCUUGCAGUCUGCCAGUCUAUGAACGUCUUGCAGUCUGCCAGUCUAUGAACGUUUUGAAGCCUGCCAAUCUACGAACGUCUUGUCUGCCAGCCUGUGAACGAAGCCCGUGACACCUCCAGCCUCCACCUUAACUAUGCACACUGAGAAACGCCUGAAAUGUGUUGGGUCACCAAGGAAGGAGGGCGAUGAGGGGCAGAAGGCGUGUUCCUUGGCCCCGCCUGCCCUCGUCUGGGCUGUCUGGCUCAAGCUACGGGCCAUCUUCUCCAACGUGGCCGUAGAACCCAUCAUGUUGCUGGACGGUCUCGCUUACUCCAUCAUGAUAGUCUUCGUCGAGGACAUCCAAGUUGAGAAAAUCUGUCACGUUAACCUGAACUACACGAGUGAGGUGUGUGCUAACCUCUCCCGCUACUCUGAGGAGAACAUCAAGGUGCAUCAGUCAGUGAGUGUGUUCGGGAUGUAUAAUGGGAUAAUGAUGUCAUCUAUAUCCGUGUUCUUCAUCUUGUUUAUGGGUGCGUGGAGUGACAAGUAUGGUAGAAAGACGCCGCUGUAUAUCGCCACUCUCGGUCACUUCUGCUGGGCUAUAGGCUACCUCCUCAACUCCUGGGUGACGGAGUGGCCAGUGGAGUACCUGCUGGUGGCCGCCCUCUUAGACUCCCUCGGGGGUGGUAACGUUUCAUUCCUUACCGCCGCCAACGCCUACCUCAGCGACGUCACCUCCGAGGAGACCAGAACUAUGAGGGUUGGACUCGCCAACAGCAUCUGGUAUUUAGGUGGUCCGAUUGGCACUCUGCUGGGACUGUACAUAUACCAAUACGGAGGCUACCGGGUGCUGUUCGGUACGUCAGUGUUACUGCACUGUGUUUCCCUCGCCUACCUCUUCUUCCUCCCCGAGAGUCACGGACCAUUCGCUAAAAACAAGUUCUCCGAGGUGAACGGCGAGCCUCAAGGGGAAAAACCUUCCGUCCAUCUCUCACUGAAGAAGCCGAGUGAGAUAGCGGACUGCCCUGAUAAGGUGUCCAUCUGGAAGAUCAUCAGCGACUUCUUCCACUACGAGAGGAUCGUCGACUCGUUCCGCUGUACCUUCAAGGCAAGAGAAGGACUCGUGCGACCCUUCAUCCUCCUCCUCAUCCUCUGUAACCUCCUGCGUCGUCUGGGUCGAGGAGCCUACAUGUUCCUGUUCACACGCCGGGUGCUGGGAUGGAAGGCGACUGACUAUGGCCUCUGGGUCACCUACAAGAACCUUCUGGCGGCUGUAGGGUCACUGGUAGCCGUUCCUCUCCUCUCCAAGGUCCUGGGCCUCGCUGACAACUACCUGGCCAUGCUGGGUGCUCUCGCCUCCGUCGCCGACUACACCUUCUACGGGCUGGUCUCCAAGGACUGGGAGUUCCUCGUGUGGAUAGCGCCUGUGGCAGCUCUCCUCGUCAACUCUUGUGUGAUAGCCAUCCGGUCCAUCCUGUCCAAAUUUGUAACCGGUGAUGAGCUUGGGAAGGUGUCGGCGGUGAUGGGAGCCUUAGACGGAGUAAUGCCAAUGAUAAUCUUCUCGCUCUACACUGCCAUCUACCACGCUACCGUCCACGUCUUCCCAGGAGCUCAGUUCUUCUUUGGGGCAUCAGCAAAUUUGUUGAUGACGCUGAUUUUUAUCUUCAUCAUCUGCUGUACGACCUCUAAGAGCUACAGCCUCGAUGACUUGCACUCACUGGAAGGUCGAAAUGCUGUCGAACCCAAAAGCUUCAGAUUCUUCAGCGAGCGUUUCAAUCGUCACCUCCAGCCAGCCAGCAGCCAGACGGAAAUACUCACCAACUUGGACACCCAGAGGACAAGUCUCGUUCUGUCGGAGGAGAACUUCCAUAUAGCGACGCCCAUGAGGAAGAAGAAGAACAUUAAGAUGGCGGAGGUUCAAAGGCAUGAAGGAGGUGGUGGAUGUAGGAGUGUGUGUACUGUGAGUGAACUCGGGAAUUUUGAUAAAAAAGUUAUUGAGGAUGAAUUAACCUUCCCUCAAAGGAUGACGUCACACAAGAUAAUGGAAACUAAAAAGGAACUGGAGAAGUGUGGUGUUGAUAAUCCUGCUUUCUGUAAUACAGAAGAAGAGGAGGAGGGAGAGAAAGGAGAAGAAAGAGACGGAGAAGGAAAAGGAGGACGAGGAGAGGAAGUUGUUUAUAGUGAUGACGCGUCCAAAAACUUAGUUCUUUAUCGCUUGAACAGUGCUGUGGUGAGUGACGAGACCAAGUAAAAGGUAUCCCUCAAAACUGUGUUGUUGAUACAGUCUGUUUUUAUAAGUGUUAAGUGUUUAGUGAGAGACGGAGGGUAGCAAGAGAGGACCCGGACAGCCCCCAGAAGACGGAGCGGAAUCCGUCAGGCAGGUUUUGACGGAACCCAUAAGUUUGACGGGCAGAUUUGACACAACACGUAGAGUGUGGCAAGCAGGUUUGACACAACCCGUAGAGUGUGGCAAGCAGGUUUGACACAACCCGUAGAGUGUGGCAAGCAGGUUUGACACAACCCGUCGAGUGUGGCAAGCAGGUUUGACACAACCCGUCGAGUGUGGCAAGCAGACUUGACACAACACGUAGAGUGUGGCAGGCAGACUUGACACAACACGUAGAGUGUGGCAAGCAGACUUGACACAACCCGUAGAGUGUGGCAAGCAGGUUUGACACAACCCGUCGAGUGUGGCAAGCAGGUUUGACACAACCCGUCGAGUGUGGCAAGCAGACUUGACACAACACGUAGAGUGUGGCAAGCAGACUUGACACAACCCGUAGUGUGUGGCAAGCAGGUUUGACACAACCCGUCGAGUGUGGCAAGCAGACGUGACACAACACGUAGAGUGUGGCAAGCAGAUUUGACACAACACGUAGAGUGUGGCAAGCAGACUUGACACAACCCGUAGAGUGUGGCAAGCAGGUUUGACACAACCCGUCGAGUGUGGCAAGCAGGUUUGACACAACCCGUCGAGUGUGGCAAGCAGACUUGACACAACCCGUAGAGUGUGGCAAGCAGACUUGACAACACGUAGUGUGGCAAGCAGGCAGGCGGGACAUGGCCCGUAGAGUGUGUCAGGCAGGCCGGACAUGGCCUGUAGUGUGUGUCAGGCAGGCCGGACAUGGCCUGUAGUGUGUGUCAGGAAGGCGGUCCAUGGCCUGUUGAGUGUGUCACGCAGGCGGGACCCGGCCCUUGAAAGUCUGUCCUAGCGAUAGGCUGAUCAAAGAGUGUUGACUUCCUGUGAUAAUAAUAUUUACGGCGAUGCGUUGUAGCAGCGCCUCUUAGUCCCUACCGGGAUGUUACCAGUACCUACCAGGGCGAUGUGUGUACCGGGACGAUCUGCGUACCGGAAGAAUGUACUGGUUUAAGUAUACCGGUAGUAGCACUGGUACAAAUUGCGGUAACGUUGGUGUAAAUAUUGUUUUCCUAUAAUAUUACUGGGAAUUGUGAUGUAAGCACCGGUAAAGAUUAUUAAGUGGACAGUUGAUGUUGGUGUGAGUACCGGUGUGAUGCUGACAUAAGUACCGGUCAUACCAAUAUAUACAAGUACCGGUAAUAACUAAUGAUUUUACUGGUAUUACUGAAUCUUAUACUGGUAAGAUAUAAAACAAAGUACCGGGUAUUUAGUGAGAUAGUUACCAGUAGAAACAAUGAACCAAGUACCGGGUAUUAUGUGAGAAAUUUACCUGUAGAAAUAAUGAACCAAGUACCGGGUAUUUCGUGAAAAAUUUACCGGUAGAAUGAAAAAUCAAAUACCGGGUUUAUUAUCUGUAAGUAGUUCUUGUCUGUUCCUAAUAUAAUAAAAUAAAAUAAA